Messenger RNA from Chinchilla lanigera (long-tailed chinchilla), 3355 nucleotides. It is a transcript of the gene Pip4k2c, whose product is annotated as phosphatidylinositol-5-phosphate 4-kinase, type II, gamma. Gene Ontology annotation, molecular function: phosphatidylinositol kinase activity. Gene Ontology annotation, biological process: phosphatidylinositol metabolic process. The record is from RefSeq and is a predicted model, not a curated record. Lineage: Eukaryota; Metazoa; Chordata; Mammalia; Rodentia; Chinchillidae.
UAGCCUUAGGCUGCAGGUUUCUCUUGGAAACGCGGCCGAACCAGAAGGCGGUGGCUUUGCAGCGACGCUCCCGACCCGGUAAGAUCCAGGCCGGCCAAGGCGCACCUCUGCGGCCCGGAUGACCGGCGAGGGCCUCGACCAGGGUGACCGCCCUCGCGGCCCCCGGCCUCCCGCACGCGCGCCCCGCCGGUCACGUGACGGCGGCGCAGGUGAGCGCCGCUUCCGGGGUCAGGCGCCUGGAUCGCGGCCGGCUCCGGCUUCCACUCAGUCGGUGCGCGGGAGACCAUGGCGUCCUCGGUCCCGCCGGCCACCGCACCCGCGGCCACCGCGGGCCCCGGCCCGGGAUUCGGCUUCGCCUCCAAAACCAAGAAGAAGCAUUUCGUGCAACAGAAGGUGAAGGUGUUCCGGGCGGCCGACCCGCUGGUGGGUGUGUUCCUGUGGGGCGUAGCCCACUCGAUCAAUGAGCUCAGCCAGGUGCCUCCCCCGGUGAUGCUUCUGCCCGAUGACUUUAAGGCUAGCUCCAAGAUCAAGGUCAACAAUCACCUUUUCCAUAGGGAAAAUCUACCCAGUCAUUUCAAGUUCAAGGAAUAUUGUCCCCAGGUCUUCCGGAAUCUCCGUGAUAGGUUUGGCAUUGAUGACCAGGAUUACUUGGUGUCCCUGACCCGAAGCCCCCCAAGUGAAAGUGAAGGCAGUGAUGGUCGCUUUCUCAUCUCCUACGAUCGGACGCUAGUCAUCAAAGAAGUGUCCAGUGAGGACAUUGCUGACAUGCAUAGCAACCUCUCCAACUACCACCAGUACAUUGUGAAGUGCCAUGGUAGCACACUGCUGCCCCAGUUCCUGGGGAUGUACCGGGUCAGCGUGGAGAAUGAAGACAGCUACAUGCUUGUGAUGCGCAAUAUGUUUAGCCACCGACUUCCUGUGCACAGGAAGUAUGACCUGAAGGGUUCCCUAGUGUCCCGGGAAGCCAGCGAUAAGGAAAAGGUUAAAGAAUUGCCCACCCUUAAGGAUAUGGACUUCCUCAACAAGAACCAGAAAGUGUACAUUGGUGAGGAGGAGAAGAGAGCGUUUCUGGAGAAGCUAAAGAGAGACGUGGAGUUUCUGGUGCAGCUGAAGAUCAUGGACUACAGCCUCCUGCUGGGCAUUCACGACAUCAUCCGGGGCUCUGAGCCCGAGGAGGAGGGGCCCGCGCGCGAGGAGGAGUCGGAGUGGGACGGGGACUGCAACCCCACGGCACCGCCUGCUCUGGUGGGCUCCUACGGCACCUCCCCGGAGGGGAUCGGAGGCUACAUUCAUUCGCAUCGACCGCUGGGACCCGGAGAGUUCGAGUCCUACAUCGACGUCUACGCCAUCCGGAGUGCUGAGGGGGCCCCCCACAAGGAGGUGUACUUCAUGGGCCUCAUCGACAUCCUCACGCAGUAUGACGCCAAGAAGAAAGCGGCUCACGCAGCCAAGACCGUCAAGCACGGGGCGGGGGCCGAGAUCUCCACUGUGCAUCCCGAGCAGUAUGCUAAGCGAUUCCUGGAUUUCAUCACCAACAUCUUUGCCUAAGAGCCUGUCUGACUCCGUGGUGGUUGCUGCUUCACGUUCAAGGUGGCGUGGUUCUGAGAGGCGUGGCGGGACUGUUCCUGCCCCUGCUUCUCUUCCUCCUCCGCUGAAUUCAGGCGCCUUCCAUCCAAAUCGCUCCGUGUCGUUGAAUAGGCAUUUCUUGGCCCCCAGAAAUACAUUGCCCUUUUCCCCAUCUGUCCAUUUUUCUUCUCUCCCUCCCUCCAACAAGCCCUCCUGCUUCAUGCGAGUGUUACUGUGGACGCUCACAAGUGCCUUGAUCUUUGUAAAAUACCCUGUUGUUUCUGUCACUUAGGAGGCUUGGGGGAGGGGCGGUUGUCAUCUUCUAGACCUGCCUGGACAGAUGGACCUGGCUCAAGAAACUGCUUGAUGCACUUUGCUGUGUGGAGUAGACCACGAGUGUCUGAAUGUGCUGAUAACUUUAUAGAACUCACUAGUGUGCUUCAUCCCGGUCGGCCCUGGGAUGGAAGACUUCUGAGAUAGGACCGAUGUGGGUGCAAGUAUGCACGCGCGGCAGAACAUGGCUGACCCGGCGUGGGAGGCGGGGUGGGAGUGGUCAGCAGGCUGGCACCUCACGGAGAGACGGGACCCAAGAGGACUGCUGUGACUACGCAGGAACUGGAAGAGGUCUCUGGCAAGGAGCGAUUACGCCCCAGUCUUCUCCCACCCCACUCCCACUCGCACUGCAUCUGCACCCAUGUGCACAUCUGGGCGCAGCACCCAGGCAUGGCCAGACGCGUGUGAGCCUGGUGAAGGUGUUUGACUACUGCUGCGUAAACCAGAAGCUCACGCCUUUCCCGCAGCUGGAACUCUUCAGCGGGCGGGGCCGGUUCUGGAGGCUGGAAUGAUGGGCCAGGGUGUGCAGUCCAUUUCCAUGUGAAGCUUCCUUCCUGGCUAGCUGUCCUCGGGCUUUAUUUCCAGAAGGGACGAUCUCUACUGGGUCAGUUCUGGUCAUUUCACCAGGAAGGGGUCUCAAGUGUGGGAACCUCCUGGGUGUGUGCAGCUGGGACACUUGCUUCUCCUGGCCUUCCUCACACCCUUUUUCCAGUUGGAUUUGUUUUCAUUCUGUUCUCUUCUGUCCCGUUCUCUACUGCCACUGUGUCUCCCGGGGGACAGAUGGCCUUCUGUGUCAUCUUCACUCUCCUCCCCCAGAGAGGAGUCUGGGCCGUAACUCAGUCAGCCAUCCGCCUCCAAAAAUGAUGGAGUUCGUGGUGAUACUCUCAGCAUGUAGAAGACCACGACGAGAUGAGAUAGGUGACCUCCCCUCCCUCUGCUGCCUUUGGGGCUAAGACGCUCAUUCUUGAUGUCCCCUGGAAGCAUCCACACUUUUUUCACAUAAACACAAGCGCCCGCACCUGGCCUGUGGGGAUGCGGAGCUGUUUUGCUCUGUGUCUGGCUGGACCGAGUCUUGCUCUGUGUCUGGCUGGACCGAGUCUCCCAAGAAGGCAUGCGGUCCUAAGGGAGAAGCUGCCUCCGUUUCACCUUCUGCUCCAAAGGAGGUAGUGAGAGGGCUCUCUAGUGUGGGGUUGGAGCCCCAGUCAUACCUUCCUGUCCUGCUCCUGCAGGGUCUUUUCCAUUCCCCUCUACCUUUCUUCCCCUGUUGAAUGCAAUAAAACUGACACCAGCAGCUGCGGCUUUUUAGAACAGGGUUUUCUGACUGUACGGCUGAUACAGGCGGUAUAAUCAUCAUUUGUUGCUUCUGUUUCUCACCUUUUUUGUUUUAGUAAUAGAAGAUCUUGUGUAUUUGCUCCCAUUACUAUCACAAUACAGAUAAUAAAUUAUUCAAUCCAAA